AUGGAACCAGUGACCUUGAUUCUUGUGUUUUCGUUUUAUUCGCCAGCUCUCUUAUCUGCGGUAAGGAUAAAUGCCAAAGGACGGGAGGUUCUCUACCUAGCCAAAGGUGACUCGGUCAAGCUCAGGUGCCCUUAUGAGUUAGAACCACAGGAUCAUGGUCCAAACGGCCUGGAUAUUGAAUGGACACAGCUGAAUUCUGACCCUACUAACCUGGAUCACGUGAUCCUUAGCUAUCAUGACCAGCGAGUGACUCGCCCUGACUACCAGAGAGGGGGAUCUGGAAUCCAGGAAGCAUGGCGUUUGGAGAACCCCAACUUUGAAAAGAACUCGGGCUCUCAACGGCUCGCCUCCGCGGGCGAUUGCUGCUCCGGCCUGCUGCAACGGGUGAACUUCGCCCUCCCGGAUCCGAGCCAGUCUGAUGCCUCCCUCAGCCUGCAGAAUGUCCAGAUUUCGGAUUCUGCAACUUACGAGUGUAAGGUGAAGAAAACAACUGUGGCCACCCGCAAAGUGAUUGUCAUGGUGCUAGAGAGGCCGUCUGUCCCUCGCUGCUCCAUCGCAGGCAAUAAAGCCCUGGGCCGCGAAGUCACUCUUUCUUGCAUCUCUAGAGCUGGCACUCCGCAACUCGAUUAUCGAUGGGCCAAAAUAGCAGAUCACUCACCAGGACAUGGAAACUGGUUUUCCCCGAACGCAGUGAAAGCUGAAGGUCCUCAUCCCGGCGACCUGGUCAUUCGGAAACUGUCCCAAGAAGAUCUUGGUGUCUACCAGUGCAGUGUGGCUAACAAAGUUGGAUCUGCCCGGUGCAUGUUGGAGAUCUCUCUUUCAGAGGAUUCCAGCCCAGCCAGUAUUAUUGUGGGAGCAGUCCUCGGUUCUCUGCUGUUCCUGCUCCUCCUUCUGUGUCUUGUUGUGGGGCUCGUUUACUGCUGCAGGAAGAAGCGGUGCAAGGAGGAAGCCAGCCAGAUCAGGGUUGAUACGGUGCCCCCACGGAUGAAAGAGAGAAGCCGACAGAGCAGUCUGCGCUCGGUGUUGGGCUACCUGCCCCACAAUAUUAGCUUUCUGCAGCGUCAGAAGUACGAGAUUCCCAAGGAGCAAGAAGGCACCGAGAUGACCUCCCCAGGCCAAGAGGCAGAUCUCAUCUCUGUUGUGGAUUCCAGCCGCAAGGGGAACAAGAUCCAUAGAAAUGAUCCUCCUCCACCGGUCGUCACCAAAGCCAACGUUCACGUCAACCCCGGCUUGCCUUCCUACGCCCAGACAAAAUCCAGAGCCCUGAUGGCUUCGGAUCCGUUACCCACCAAAUCCGAUCCUGGGAGAAGGGACUUGUUUGAAUCCGAACCGGGUGCAGCCCAAGGGCAGAAACGCUACCCUAGACCCCACGGAGGUGUUCCCGCGAUGGUUUCGAGCAUGAGCAGAGAAGGAUUGGUAGUAUAA
This is a messenger RNA of Pogona vitticeps (central bearded dragon), 1425 nucleotides long. The record is from RefSeq and is a predicted model, not a curated record. Lineage: Eukaryota; Metazoa; Chordata; Lepidosauria; Squamata; Agamidae.